GCGGAGCUUGUGAUCUGCCAGCAGUUUGUAUGGAGAGAUUAUACAGAGCAGAAUUCCACACUCUCACUUCAUUGGAGGCCAAAUAUACCCAUUUUAGCUAGAAACACGCCCUUCAUUCGCACCUCUGUCUUUUAAUUUUUUUCUGUAUUUCCAUAUAUAUUUCCCCAUUCCCGCCCCUUAAUAGAAGAAGAAGAGGAGGAGGAGGAGGGGGGCGGCAGCAGGACAAUCUGAACGAGGGCGAGGUCUUCUUCACUUAAACCGGAAUUAAAAAUAAUAGCGAAGGAUAAUUUAAGAAGAAUCAAUUCCGCUGGAGGGGUCCUGACUCUUCCUCCCCCUUCCAGGUGAUGCCCUCUGAUUUCAUCUCGCUCCUCAGCGCGGAUCUGGAUCUUAAUUCGCCCAAGAGUUUGUAUUCCAAAGAAUCUGUGUAUGACCUCCUGCCAAAAGAGCUGCAGCUUCCAACAAGUGAGACAAGUAUUGCAUCAAUGAGUCAGAAAAGUGGUGGUGAGGCAACAUCUCCUCCUUCAGCUGCAGUUGCUCCUGAUGUCUCCUCCAGCGGUGGUCAAAGCAGCACCUUCACCCCAUCUUCCAAUCCUAGCAUGCAUUCUACCUCAAUAACUGACAACACAUCUAUGCAAGUAGAUAGCUGCACUCCAGAACAGGGGGUAAGUGGCCAUGGGGUAAGUGAAUUACUGAGCUAUGAAAAUCAGUUAAGUAAUGCCCCACAGCUGCAGUCCACACCCAAAAGGAGGACAGUACUCAACAUCUCUCCACCACCCGAAGACUUGCUCGAUGACAGCAGGAUGUCUUGUCAGGAUGAUGCAGGUGACUCGGAACAGAGCAGCAAUAUUUGGAUGGAUGAAUCAGGCUCCAACUUCAGCAUCAUGAGUUCCAGUUCAUACAAUGACAACACAACAGUGCCACGGAAGUCACGGAAACGUUCACCUAAACAACGACCAGGCUUUGUGCGUGUGGAUGAUGAAGAGUCGAAUAUGGAUGUCUUUGAUGCAGACAGUGCAAAAGGACCCCAUUAUGUACUUUCUCAACUCACCUCAGAAGGCAAAAACAGCUCAAAGGGGAGCAAUGGAACAACGGAACCACCGAAAACUACUUUAAAAAAGGGCCCAGCACUAACUGGUCACUAUCCUGGUAAAAGUGAGGGCAAAGAACUCAAGGUACUGGUUCAACCUGAGACACAGCACAGGGCACGGUACUUGACGGAGGGUAGCCGUGGCUCUGUGAAAGAUCGGACGCAACAGGGUUUUCCAACAGUAAAGUUGGAAGGUUACAACGAGCCAGUAAUCUUACAAGUUUUUGUUGGCAAUGACUCUGGCCGAGUCAAACCUCAUGGUUUUUACCAAGCUUGCAGAGUCACUGGGCGAAAUACUACACCUUGCAAGGAGGUAGAUAUUGAAGGAACAACUGUGAUUGAGGUCAGCCUGGAUCCUGGAAAUAACAUGACACUAGCGGUUGAUUGUGUGGGAAUUUUAAAACUCAGGAAUGCUGAUGUUGAAGCACGAAUUGGAGUUGCAGGAUCCAAGAAAAAAAGUACUCGUGCACGUUUGGUGUUCCGAGUGAAUAUUGUUCGUGCUGAUGGGUCUACUUUAACUCUACAGACCCCUUCAUCAUCCAUCCUAUGUACUCAACCAGCAGGAGCACCAGAGAUCUUGAAAAAAAGCUUGCAUACUUGCACAGUGAAGGGAGGAGAAGAGUUGUUCCUGAUUGGAAAAAACUUUUUGAAAGGCACAAAGGUUAUUUUUCAAGAGAAUAAUUCAGAUGAGAAUAGUCCUUGGAAAGCAGAAGCUGAAAUUGACAUGGAACUUUUCCACCAGAAUCAUCUUAUUGUUAAAGUUCCUCCAUAUCACAAUCCACAUAUAACGUCACCAGUUUCAGUUGGAAUAUAUGUCGUAACCAAUGCUGGAAGGUCACAUGAAGUGCAGCCUUUUACUUUCACACCUGAUCUAGCAAACUCCUCAGAUGUCAGUGUGAAGAAAGAAAUUCCUGUACAGCCAUGUUCCUUUGAAGAAGCAAUGAAAGCUUCAGGAAUGAAAGUCACAGGCUGUAACUUGGAUGAAGCGAAUCUUCCCAGUGCCUUGUUAUCACCCCUUCUGCCUUCUGUUGUGGUAAAGAAAGAGGCAAUGACUCCAAUGGAUGUGGUAUCGAAUCAGGCACCAUCUACAGUUUUUAAAACUCAAGAGAUGGGGGCAGGACAGCAACCUUUGGAAAUCUCUUCAAAUGUCAAGGCAGGGGUCCCAUUCUCUGCAUCUGCCUCUCAUCAAGGGGGAGACAGUGAACAGCGCCAGCAAAUUCAACCAAAUAUGUUUCCAAGUACAGAUCCCUUGACUACUGUACAGAAACAAGAUAUUUCUCAGCCAUGUACUUUUCAAGCAUCAAAAUGUUCCAGCCAGCUCCAGAAUAAUGAAGGUUUGCUUCAGCAAACAACCCAGUUUCACAAUGCUCACAUAUUGCUAGAUUCAAGGGAGGUACAACCAAGAGAAAUUUUGCAGUCUGGUGCAGCCAAAUUAUCUUUAUCCCAAUUGCCUGAGUCUGCACUGCAGCAAAAGCAACAUCAGCAGAAACAACAACAACAAUCACAGACACAGGCACUGCAGGAGCAUUCACCCAACGUAUUUCAACCAAGCGGCAACAUGUCACAGUUGCAGAAUGCUUUGCAUUCUAUGCAACCAGGAAACUUUCAAACAAAUGCCGACAAUGGCAGAAGUGACAAUGUUAGUCUUGUUCAACAGGCUUUGGAUGCUACUCAGCAACAGUUGACCUCUGUGUUAUUUACUGGAUCUGGCCCAUCCGAGUCAAUGCAACAGCCUGUGGAACAGUUGCAAGACCAGAUGAAUGCAGAUCUGUUCCAUCAAGUAAAUGCUAUGCAGAGCAACCUCACUCAAGGUCUGUUCUCGAGUUCAGACAACUCAUCGCUCCCUAGGUCCGACGGUGUUCUCUCUGGACCUGAGAAUUCAUUGUCAAAUCAACAAGUGUUAGAGUCCUCAACAGGCAUGUUGAUGGAAAUGCAACAGAACAUUUGCCCUGGCUCAGGACAACUCCAGUCUGACAUGUACCAGUCCUCUAAAGUAAUGAGUGUCCAAGGUUCUUUAAAUGGAAACCUCCAACAAGCUGAUAUUUUUCAGCAGACCACUCAUGUUAUGUCUGGUUUGCAGUCCAAUGAUGAAAACCAGCAUCAAAUAUCCCAUGGUGGAUUGUUUUCACCCACUACAACCGUUGCAGGAAAUGAAAACAAAGGGAACCCUCAGCAGCAAACUUCUUCCUCAAAUGUCUUUCAGUGUUCUAACUCUAUGGUUACUGUGGAGGAGGCCUCAGUGCAGGCAAGUCAAAGACAAACAAAUAUGUUUGAGUCUAUUGUGCAGAUGCAGCAGAGUGGAGACAGUCAGCCUCAAGUAACUUUGUUUUCUAAUUCUGAUGGGAUGAUGCAUGUCAAAACCGGUGGCUCUUCGCAGCAAUCUGGGAUUUUUCAGCAGGGUGGGGAAAUGAUGUCGAUGCAACCUGGAAACUUUUUGCAGCAAUCUCAUCCAUCAUCUGAACUGUUCCAUCCACAAAAUUCCCUAAAUCAAGUUCAAAGUGCAGCCCGUUCACAAGAAUCACAGUCUGGACUUUUUCAUUGCUCGAGCACUGUCCUACAACAUCAGAACACUGCUGCUUCCCAGGAUCAAGUACAAUCAGCAUUGUUUCAUUCUCAAAACUCACUGGCAGUUCUUCAUGGCUCCUCAAUUGGCCAAGACCAGCAACAAAGCACUCUUUUUCUUUCUCCAAACUCAUUGCCUUCACUUCAAGAUAGCAACAUGUCACAAGAAAAGCAACAGAUAAGUUUUUAUUCACCACAGAGCUCGAUUGGAACACUCCAGAGUUCAGGAAAUCCUGAGCAGCAAUCUGUGAAUGUCUUUCAGACCCAGACACAAAUGCCUCAGAUUCAGAGCACCAUGAUUCCUCAAGAGCAGCAACAUCAACAACAGCAGCAGAGCCUUUUCCAACAUCAGGUCACUUUGUCCUCUUCCCAGACUAACACUUCUCCACAAAAUCAGCAAGCAUCAAUCUUUCAGACCCAACACACAAUAGCUACACUUCACAAUAGCACUUCGUCUCAAGACCAACCUCAGAAUGUUAUUUUUAACUCUCAAAAUACAAUUUCUCCAAUAAAUAGCAACAUGACUUCCCGGGAACAACAACAGAAUGUGCUUUUCAAUUCUCAGAAUACCAUGCCUCCGAUGAAUACAAAUUUGGCUUCCCAAGAGCAGCAGAACCAAACUCUCUUUCAUACUCGGCCUAAUAUGGUAUCAGUUAAUCAAGAACAGCAACCAUCCAUGCAAUUCCAAAAUCAGACUUCAGUUUCUUCACUUCAAAAUAGUGGGACACCUCAGGGAGAUGAGCAACAGUCAUCAGUUUUUCAUGGCCAACCUCAAAUGCAAUUGGUUCAAAGUUCAGGAGAUUCCCAAGAUCAACAGGUCACAUUGUUCAUUUCCCAAACUUCAAUGUCUGCAUUACAAAAUGAUAUGAAUCAACAAGAGAUACAACAGUCCACUAUUUUUAAUCCUCAAAAUAAUGUGCCUGUCCUUCAGACCAACGCGUCUGUAACGGGUCAGCAACAGAGUACACUUUUUCACCCACAAAGAACUAUGAAUCAGCUUCAAAGUACACCUGCAUCAGCUCAACAACCGACUGGCUUGUAUUUGUUUGGAAUUCAAAAUGAUUGUGGACAGUUAAUGAGCAUAACGAAUGUACCCCAGCCAUGCCCUACUGGACCAUCUACUUUGUCUGAUCAACUCCUCGUGAUAAGCCAGCCAGGGCAGGCACAGACUGAAGGACAAGCCGUUUCUACACUUCUCCCACAGCAGAUGACUGACACAAGGCAACUAUCGUCUACCAUUACUGCUGAACAGAACAUGGAGAAGAUUGAUGACAUCCUCGUGACUUUACAGAACCAGGGAAGCAACAUCAGCCGAACUUUUAAUCCAUAGAGUAUUUAUACAAUGCAAGUUUAAGAAGAUAUGAAGAAACAUCGAACUUUGUGAAACUAGAAUGCUAUCAUAUGAAGGGAAAGCAGAUUAUAUAAUUGUGCUAUGAAGGAAAAGUUAAAGCAUUGAUAUUGCUUAUAUCCAUUUCAGCUUUUAAGCCAGUCAUUGUCCUCCAUUUGUAAAUCAUUACACUUCAUGAAACUUCAUUAUCCAGUGCACUUUUGAGCGCAUAAAUGCAAAUUUUUAAUAACUUGAUUUCUUAGCAUUUCACCCUAGAAGGUAAGCUAUCUAAUAGAGUGCAAAUCGACAAUUAAUCAACUUUCUAUAUCUUAAAAUGCUUUGCCAUAAUUGCAAUUAGGCAACAUCUAUUAUGAUAGUCAGUAAACCCAUGAUAAUUGAAGGUCAGCUAAGAAAUUUUAAGAAUACUGACAACAAAUUAAGGAAAUUUGUUAUUUCAGCCAGAAAAAUACUCCAUCAGCACCACCCACCAAAGCAUUCAAAUCCAUGGCAUAAUAAAAGACAGUGCACCCUGGCAACACAGCUGCAAGAUGUAGCACAGGCCAGGAGAUACACAAGUCUACUCAUCUGGGAUAGGAUCCAGUUGAGCAAUAAUGGAGACACUCUGCAAAUAGAUACAAGGAUUUAAUUCUUUGUCUAUCCUGAAUUUUCUUUUACAUCUGUAACCCCAGUGAAUGUAUACAAAGGAUGUCGGAAGGUUAGCAAUCUCUCUUUUCCUCCCCUUUAGGCCUACAGAACUUUGUUCUACUGGUGUAUUGUAAGCUCAGGAAUGAAUCUUGAGUUGACUUUCUCAUAGUCUGUUUUAACUGGUAAGCUUAAGAACAAAAGAGAACUUACCGCAUGUUCCUGUCAGGGAACACCACUCUUAAAUUGAGCAGCUCUUGAAAGGGCAGAGCUCACUAAGUCCAUCAAUAGGUGACUGCAGCUUAGUCUACCUGUGAAUAUGGAAAGAAGUGGCUUCCUUGACAUGAGAGGUGACAUUGCAGUUUUGCUGCAUGUCACUGUAUUAUAACAUACAGAGUUUCUGGAGCACUAUGUCAGGUUUAGCUGCAUUUGAUCAUUUUGGUUAACUCCUCCCUGUGUUGCUUCCAAUCCUGUCCUCGAACAGAGCUCUCUUCCAGUUACUUUCAUAGAGUGUGUGUGAGAUGCAUUCAUUAGUCCAUAAAGGGAAAAUAAUUUUUUUGAUCUCUUUACCUUGAGCCUGUUAAUUUUAAACCAAAGUCCUCUAUACCUGUGCUCGUUGUCUGUAGCCUAUUCCAUCUGCAUUGUACGGUUAUCUUCUCAACAGCAAUCAAAUAGAUGACCUUUCCACUCAUUAACAGAGGAUAGUCUAUCUGGCAGCAAUUAAGUAAUCCGUUAUCUCGGUUGAGUACGUCUAUAGUGUCACUUGUUUAGUAAAGGACCUGUAAAUUCCUCCUCUUGUUUGCUAGUUAAUCUGAAUUUUCGGGCCAUCCGUCCACCAGAUGUGUCACUUAAGAAUCAGGAGGCAAAGUUUAAAACUUUUAACAACACAACACCCUAGUUACUGAUUAGUCUACAUUCACUUUUACAGGAUUACAAGACUAGAAGAGAUCACUGUUUAUGUAAGCAGUCUCAUAGAGACCCACUAGCUGGGUCGCCUGCUGAGAAAGUACAUGCUUGGAUGGUUACACCUGUGUCCACUUGCAGGGAUUGCCAUCUUUCCUGCUUCUGGAUGCCGAGAUUAAAUAUAUGUCAGUGUUGCUUAGCAAACAAACAUGGCAUAAUAUCCUUGAUUUGCACUGAAUCACCAGGAUUGACAUUGAGGAAUGGGAUGCAUGGUGAUCUGUAUUCAUCUCAAUAGCAAUCAGAGUUAAACCUGGUGCAUAUGUAAUUUGAACAACCAGGAGAUCCAACAUGGUGCCCUCCAUGUCCUCCCUAAAUUUAGAAUGGUGUAAUUUACAAUAGUGAAUGCAGUGAUUAAUGGAGGGCUCCCUUCAAAUAAUUCUAGUAACCAUCAAGUAAUUCAAGAGUGCACUUUCUUCAUUUGGAACCUCUCUCCCUGAUAUAAAUAGUAGGUGCCUUAUUUUACAGCUGUCUGAGUGCCAUUCUCCUUGUCUGUAAAGUUGAAAAAUGGAGGGCAAAAGCAUGAGGUGUAUUCGGGUUAGAGGACUGUGCUGGCAGCACCAUUUGUUUAUUUCAUGUGCCUCCUACAGGGCUCGGAUCUAACCAUCCACUCUAUCUAUUGAAGAAAAUUUUAUUUUUUGUUUCUCUGACACAGUGGGAUUCCCAGUAUUUUGAUACUCUUGUGAAAUAGUACUACUUAUGGAGUUGUACUUCAACCCACUCAAUUACUUUCUUCCUCUGAAUUUUUUUAUUGAAGUGUUAGGGGGUUGCAUGCAACUUUUCUUUUGCACAGUCUAUACAAGAUGUGGUUCUUGAUUUUAGUAACUGAUUAUAGCUUGGUAUAGAGGCCAAAUGAUUAAUUAUACAUUUAUGUGUCUGAAAAGAUGACAUUCUGAAACUAAAUGCAACAUCUGCAGUGAUGAAAGGUAAAAGCACUUUGUGUAUAUAUUAUAUAUGUAUAUCCGAUUAUUGUCUGGAAAUGUGACUGACUUAGAGGCUCAAUUUAUAGAUCUUUAUGAACUUUUUAAUCCCGUAAAUUUAAUGUCAGAUUUUGUUUGCUGUUAUAUAAUAGCAACAGUUAGCAUUCUCUGUUAGAAUGCAAAUUAAAAUUGGAUUUGGAUACAGUAUUAAUCUUGUAAUGUUAAUAUAUACCAAAGUAUAGAUGUAUUCCAUAGCUUUAUACUUUUCUAGUUUUAAGUAUACUUGCAAUAGCUACUUAAGUAUUGCACAAAUCUAAUGUAAAUAUUGCAUUUUUGCUACAGUUAAAUAUUGGCUUAACAUCAUGUUGCCAGUCAGUAUUAAGUUACAGGUGGCAAGGCAGGUUCCUUUGUUACAAGGUACUUUUACAGAAAUCUGGGAAGAAGUGGCAAAAUGUCUCAUUGAGGAUACUUGGCCAUUAAAUCUACCCUCCCCCAAUUAAAAAAAACACAACUUACUGCAAAAUUUAACUACCAUGAUGUCACUUUUUAGCAGAAAUUAUUGACAGUUAUUAGACCCUAACACAAAAUGAAUGCUUAUUGAUCUAGACCCAAUAAUAGAUCUUUAUUGAGAGUGGACGUGGGGUACAUUGUACAUAAAGGACAAACAUAUCUGAGUGAAGCAGAAAUGGAUGUAAGACAAUACUUGAGAGGACUGUAUAUUAACCAACAAACAGCCUUGCUUUUCAUUUUUUGCUGCACUCUAUUAGCACUUCUACUGAGAUGAGCUGGAUAAUGUAUGCGAAACAGCUAUUUUUCCUUUGGAAAUAUAAAGCUUUUGGUCAAAAUCUUGGCAAAUGUUCUCCAACAGUGGAGUUUCCAGGACUUUAGUCAGCAAAUAUUGUGACCGGUAAUUCCCCUUAAUGUUUAAGUAAUGUUUUUUUCUAUCAAAUGUCCACAGUACUUCUUGAAGUAUUUAUGUUUAUAAAAAAUUAGUUAAUUAUAUAAUUAUUCUUUCUGUUUACUGUAAAUAUUUAAACUAUUUUCUUACUGUGCAUAUUUUGAGCCGUGCAAAAAAAAUUGUAAGCAGCUACUUCCCUUCACUGAAGAGGUUUUCGGUAGUACAAGCUUUACUUGUUAUGAAGGGAGCUUCAGUUGCCUGACCGGCUUUUAGGUCAGUCAUUUUAAAUACAGAAUUUCUAUUCAGAUUUGGAUGGUUUAUAUCUAAUGUAUGUUUCAUUUUUUUGGAAAGUUGCAUUUUUUAUAUAUAUGUGUACAUGUAUAUACACACAAAUAUAUAUGAAAUGGUAUAAUAUUUUGUUAUAUGUACUGAGUGAGUACAAUCAAAUUAUAAACUUUACCACGUGUUUCUGUGGUGGCUUUGUGAGACUGUCAAAAUUAGUUCAGAAUGGCACUUUUGCUACCGUUUUUAAAAUGAUUUAAAUACGUGUUUUAAAAGGAAAUCAAAUAUUUAUGGGGCAUACUGUGAAAUAGUAAGGCUAAAUAUUUUUUUUAAAUAUCUUUGCGUGAGAAUCUAUAUAAUGCUAAAUGAGAAUGUAUGUUUAUUGUUUGGAUUAGAGUUCACCAGUGUUUGUUCUACCAGGAGACAAAGCUGAAAUCUAAAACACGUUAAAAAUCUAUAUAAAUUGAUAUCUUUUGAGUUCACUAUUUACACUAAUUCCAUUAUUUUGUCUUGUACCAUUUUGAUUCCAUUACUGCCUUUGAUAAUGCUGACCGCAUAGUAGCAGCCUGAAUAUAAAAAAUAGUAAAUUUAUAUUGCAGAGCAAAACCCUGAAUUUAUUGUGCAUUGUAACACUUCACAUCCAUCAGAACUCCUCUUUGAUUGCCUGUAAUCUUAUUUUUAUUUAACAAUAUCACAUCCAGUUCACCUUGAUUAUUGUAGAUGCCUAGGUGCAAUAAUGUUAAUUAAGAUUACAUAUUUGCAUUUCUUACUGUGCACAUCAAAUUGGUGUUAAUUUUGUUUUUUAUUGAACAUGUUUAACUCAAUUUAAUUGAGAAGUAAGAUGAGCCAAUUACAGACAUUAAUUUUAUUUUAUUAAAUUAAUAUCCUACAGUG
This is a messenger RNA of Carcharodon carcharias (great white shark), 9572 nucleotides long. It is a transcript of the gene nfat5b, whose product is annotated as nuclear factor of activated T cells 5b. Lineage: Eukaryota; Metazoa; Chordata; Chondrichthyes; Lamniformes; Lamnidae. Gene Ontology annotation, molecular function: RNA polymerase II cis-regulatory region sequence-specific DNA binding; DNA-binding transcription factor activity, RNA polymerase II-specific; transcription factor binding. Gene Ontology annotation, biological process: cytokine production; calcineurin-NFAT signaling cascade; regulation of transcription by RNA polymerase II. The record is from RefSeq and is a predicted model, not a curated record. The coding region runs from base 345 to 4979 and encodes 1544 amino acids. Gene Ontology annotation, cellular component: transcription regulator complex. The transcript has 14 exons.